Molecule: messenger RNA, 750 nt
Organism: Colletotrichum spaethianum
Lineage: Eukaryota; Fungi; Ascomycota; Sordariomycetes; Glomerellales; Glomerellaceae
Product: chitin deacetylase ARB_04768
Exons: 2
Coding region: 1-750 (249 amino acids)
Biological process (GO): carbohydrate metabolic process
Molecular function (GO): hydrolase activity, acting on carbon-nitrogen (but not peptide) bonds
Source: RefSeq, a predicted model, not a curated record
AUGUAUUACUCUACUCUUCUUGGCGCCGCUGCAGUGCUUGUCCUCACUGGGGGUGCCAACGCAGGACCUGUCUCUCGCCGUCAAGGCCCCCCCGUCGGCCAGACCAUAUCCACGUGCACCCAGCCAGGCCUCGUCGCCCUCACUUUCGACGACGGCCCAUUUACCUUCACGCAGCAGCUGCUCGACACCCUGGCCGCCAACGACGUUAAGGCCACCUUCUUCGUCAACGGCAACAACUUUGCCAACAUUGAGGAGGCGCCCAACCCGGACACCAUCAUCCGCAUGAAGAACGAGGGCCACCUCAUCGGCUCCCACACCUACUCCCACCCGGACCUCAGCACCCUCUCCUCGGCCGAUCGCAUCUCGCAGAUGACCCAGCUCGAGGAUGCCACCCGCCGCAUCGCCGGCUUCGCGCCAAAGUACGUGCGCCCGCCCUUCCUGUCCUGCGACGACGCCUGCCUCAGCGACAUGGCCGGCCUCGGCUACCACGUCAUCGACACCAGCCUCGACACCAAGGACUACGAGAACGACACGCCCGAGACAACGCACAUCUCGGCCGAGAAGUUUGACAACGAGCUCAGCACCGACGCCGCCGCCAAUAGUUACAUUGUUCUGUCGCACGACGUCCACCAGCAGACCGUUGUGUCCCUCGUGCAGAAGAUGAUUGAUACCCUCAAGGCCAGGGGAUACCGUGCCGUCACCGUCGGAGAGUGUCUCGGUGACGCCCCCGAGAACUGGUACAAGGCAUAA